Molecule: messenger RNA, 6722 nt
Organism: Gordionus sp. m RMFG-2023
Lineage: Eukaryota; Metazoa; Nematomorpha; Gordioida; Chordodea; Parachordodidae
Product: myosin heavy chain, striated muscle-like
Exons: 38
Coding region: 183-6119 (1978 amino acids)
Biological process (GO): sarcomere organization; muscle contraction
Cellular component (GO): cytoplasm; myosin II complex; myosin filament
Molecular function (GO): actin filament binding; microfilament motor activity; ATP binding
Source: RefSeq, a predicted model, not a curated record
UAAUAUAAUAUAAUAAAAUGAUAUUUUUUGUUUUAAACCAAAAAUUCAUUGAAAAUAUUUUCAAAAUAUAAUUUAUCCUUUUAUUCCUUUCAGCAGCAACAGUCAUUCUUAAUCAUAUAUUCACAACCUUGAUCCCAACUUAAUUAUAUUUGCAAAUCGACCCAAAUUUUUAGGACAAAUAAAUGUCUGACAAGAACGAUUGGCCGUUAGAUACUCACGGCUGGCUCAAAUGUGCCAUCCCCUUGCCAGCAAACCCCAUGAAAGAUAAUCCCGAGAAAUAUCUACGUGUCAGCGAUGCUUGGAGGUUGCAUCAUAGUUCUAUGAUUUUGGAUAAUAAAAAGAUUUGUUGGGUUCCGAAAAAGGGCAAAGCUUUUGUUUGCGCCGAUAUUAUCAGCACCAAGGGCGAUCAAAUCACGGUUAAAGCUGACGGAGAGGAAAUGACUAUAAAUAAAGAUCAAGCAGAACAAGUUAACCCAGGAAAAUUCGAAAAAUGUGAUGAUAUGUCCUGUUUAACCUUUUUGAACGACGCCAGUGUCUUGCAUAAUUUACAACAACGAUAUUUCAUUUGGAUUAUUUACACUUAUUCUGGAUUGUUUUGCGUGGCUAUUAAUCCCUACAAAAGACUACCUAUAUAUACCCCAGAAGUCGUGCAGAUGUUCAAAGGUAAGAGAAAGUCCGAGGUACCUCCUCACGUUUUCUCCAUUUCGGAUGACGCCUAUACCAAUAUGUUAUCAAACAGAGAAAAUCAAUCUAUAUUGAUCACUGGAGAAAGUGGAGCAGGUAAAACGGAAAACACAAAAAAGGUUAUCCAGUAUUUUGCCAUAGUAGCUGCUAAUAAGCAUAUAACCGACCCCGGUGUGUCCCAUUUUACCGCCGGAACCUUAGAAGAUCAAGUUAUCCAAGCCAAUCCAGUUUUGGAAGCGUUUGGAAACGCUAAGACCAUAAGAAACGACAACUCUUCGCGUUUCGGGAAAUUUAUCAGAAUUCAUUUUGGAGCUUCCGGAAAAUUAGCUGGUGCUGAUAUAGAAUCAUAUCUAUUGGAAAAAUCCCGUGUCAUAUUUCAACAGGCCGCUGAGAGAUCAUAUCAUAUCUUCUAUCAAAUCAUGUCAGGAGCGAUCUCUGGAUUAAAAGAACAACUUUUCCUUUCCGAUAAUCCAAAGGACUACGCAUUCUCAUCUCAGGGUAAAACUUCGAUUGAGGGAGUCGACGACAAAGAAGAAAUGAAAUUAACAGAUGAAGCAUUUAACAUUUUGGGCUUUGAGCCGCAAGAAAAAUUGAACAUUUAUAAACUCACUGGAGCUAUAAUGCAUAUGGGAAACAUGAAAUUCAAACAAAGACCCAGAGAAGAACAAGCUGAGACUGAUGGAACAGAUCCCGGAGAAAAGGCCGCCAAAUUAAUGGGCAUCAAUGAUGCAGAAUUCUUUAAAAAUAUCCUGAAACCUAGAAUCAAAGUCGGAAGCGAAUACGUAGCUAAGGGCCAAAAUCUACAACAGGUCACUUACGCUAUCGGAUCAUUAUCGAAGGCAACUUACGACAGAAUGUUUAAAUGGUUGGUAGCUAGAGUCAACAAAACGCUGGACACCAAAGCCAAACGUCAAUUCUUUAUAGGAGUCUUGGAUAUAGCCGGUUUCGAAAUUUUUGAAUAUAACAGCUUCGAACAAUUGUGCAUCAAUUUCACCAACGAAAAAUUGCAGCAAUUUUUUAAUCAUCACAUGUUCAUCCUGGAACAAGAGGAAUAUAAGAGAGAAGGAAUCGACUGGGAAUUCAUAGACUUUGGACUUGAUUUACAAGCUUGUAUCGAUUUGAUCGAAAAGCCCAUGGGUAUUCUUUCCAUCUUGGAAGAGGAAUGUAUCGUGCCAAAAGCUACCGAUAAGACAUUCUUGCAGAAAGUUAUGGACACUCAUUUGGGAAAAUCACCUUGCUUGGGUAAACCUAAGUUAGCGCAAAAAUCAUCGCGUGAGGCGCACAUGGAAAUCAAGCAUUACGCUGGCACCGUGCCUUACAACGUCGACAAUUGGUUGGAUAAAAAUAAGGAUCCUCUGAAUGAAUCGGUCUUGACAGUUUUCUCCAAAUCUACAAAUCAUCUCUUGGCCGAUCUAUGGAAGGACAGAGCUUCUGCUGACGACGAAAAGAGUUCCGGAAAGAAAGGAAAAGGAUCUAGCUUUCAAACUAUUUCGGUACUUUACAAGGAACAAUUGAAUAAACUUAUGACGACUUUGAAAAAUACUCACCCACAUUUCGUAAGAUGCAUCAUUCCCAAUGAACACAAAGGACCCGGUGAGUUGGACGCAGAAUUGGUCAUGAAUCAAUUGACUUGCAAUGGCGUAUUGGAAGGUAUCAGGAUUUGUAGGAAAGGUUUCCCUAAUCGUUUAAUGUAUGCCGAUUUCAAGCAAAGGUAUACCAUUUUGGCUCCACAGGCCGUGCCCAAAGAAGGGUUCGCUGACAAUAAAGAAAUUACCGGAAAAAUUAUCAACGAAUGCCAGUUGGAACCUAACGAAUACAAAAUGGGCCAUACCAAGAUAUUCUUUAAGGCCGGUAUUUUGGGUCAACUAGAAGAUAUGAGAGACGAAAGGAUAGGCAAGAUCAUUACCUACUUCCAGGCAUGGAUCAGGGCUAAUCUCAUGAAGAAACGCUUCAAGAAAUUGAAGGAACAGAGGACGGCUCUUGUCAUCAUUCAAAGGAACAUCCGAAAAUGGUUAUUAAUGCGCAAUUGGUUAUGGUGGAAGUUGUACACUAAAGUCAAACCUAUGUUGAGCGUCGCCAGGCAAGAAGAAGAUAUGAAAAAAUUGAAAGACGAAUUCGAUAAGUUGAAAGAAGAUUUCGAUAAAGAAACAGCAUUAAGGAAAGAUCUAGAAAAUAAAACGACCCACUUGACCCAAGAGAAAAACGAUUUAAUGUUGCAACUCGAGGCCGAGAAGGAAAACACGAACGAUUUGGAAGAAAAGGCCGAAAAUCUCAUCAAACAAAAAGUGGAAUUGGAAUCACAAAUGACGGAUUUGAACGAUAGACUGGCAGAGGAGGAAGAACAGAACGCCACCCUUUCAUCCGCCAAAAGGAAAACCGAACAAGAAAUGGUCGAACUGAAAAAGGAUAUCCAAGAUCUGGAAUUAUCGCUCCAAAAAACGGAACAGGAGAAACAAUCCCGAGAAAAUCAGAUCAGACAAUUGCAGGACGAGAUGACCAAACAGGACGAAUUGAUUUCCAAGGUGAGCAAGGAGAAGAAAAGUUUGGACGAGACCCUUAAAAAGACUCAGGACGAUUUGAACGCGACGGAGGAUAAGGUUAACCACUUGAAUAAGGUCAAAGCUAAAUUGGAACAAACUCUGGACGAGUUGGAGGACAGCUUAGAACAUGAGAAAAAAAUUAGAGCCGACCUCGAGAAAAGCAAGAAGAAAUUGGAGCAAGACUUAAAAUUGUCCCAGGAACAAGCGCAAGAUUUGGAUAUAGCGAAGAAAGAAUUGGAAGAAAACCUGAAGAGGAAAGAGAAAGAUAUAGCAAAUUUCCAAACCCGUUUAGAAGACGAACAAAACAUGGUUGGGCAACUACAAAGGAAAAUCAAGGAAUUACAGAGUCGCAUUGAAGAAUUGGAAGAAGAACUCGAAGCUGAACGCCAAGCUCGUUCUAAGGUGGAUAAACAAAGAGCCGAGUUGGCCAGAGAACUGGACGAUUUGACAGAGAGAUUAGAAGAGCAGGGAGGUGCCAGCGCUGCUCAGAUGGAUUUGAACAAGAAGCGAGAAGCCGAAAUCCAAAAAUUGAGGAGGGAUUUGGAAGAAUCGAACAUGCAACACGAAGCCACUACGAACGCCCUUAGGAAAAAGCACAACGACGCCGUAGCGCAAAUGGGCGAGCAACUAGAUCAAUUGCAAAAAAUCAAGGCCAAACUAGAAAAAGAGAAGGCUCAGAUGAAAUCCGAAUUAGAUGAUCUUUCAUCUGGCGGAGAACACGUUGUUAAAGCCAAAGCUCAAGCUGAAAAGGCCAUUAAAGCUAUCGAAGCCCAAUUGGCCGAAAGUCAGAUAAAAUUGGACGAAAGUUCUAGAAACGUGAACGAAUUAGCUAACAGUAAAAAUCGCCUGCAAAACGAAAACGCCGAACUUCAAAAGCAAUUGGAGGAAGCGGAAUCUCAACUAAAUCAAAUCAACAAGGUCAAAACUCAGCUCACCACCCAGAUAAACGAAUUGAGAAAUGCCUUGGAAGAAGAAUCUAGGGAAAAAUCUCAACUUAGCUCACAGCUGAGGAACGCCCAGCACGAUCUAGAUCAAUUAAAGGAUCAACUUGACGAGGAACAAGAAGCCAAGACCGAAAUUCAACGACAAUUCACUAAAGUUAACAGCGAAUAUGCCGCUCUUAAAGCCAAAUUUGACGGCGAAUCCGUACAACGAUCCGAAGAAUUGGAAGAAUCAAGGAAAAAGCUUCAACAAAGAUUGCAACAAGCAGAGGAAGCCCUCGAAGCAGCCCAAGUUAAAAUUUCGUCCCUGGAAAAAACUAAGCAACGUCUGACCAGCGAAUUAGACGACGCUCAAAUCGACGUUGAAAGGGCCAAUAAUAGCGCUUCAUCGUUCGAGAAAAAGCAAAAAGGUUUCGACAAGACAAUCGCCGAAUGGAAGCAAAAAGUAGCCGAUAUCAAAGCCGAACUAGAUAAUUCCCAGAAAGAAAACCGAAAUAUUUCUACCGAAGUAAUCAGACUCAAAACCCACCAGGAAGAGUUUGAUGAUCAUAUCGAUUCCCUGAAGAGAGAAAACAAAAACUUGCAAGACGAGAUUAAAGAUUUAGUUGAUACGAUGUCCGAAGAAGGCAAAUCGGUUCACGAACUCGAUAAAACCCGCAAGAGACUCGAAGUCGAAAAAGAAGAAAUUCAAUCCGCGCUCGAAGAAGCCGAAUCGGCUCUAGAACAAGAAGAAGGCAAAUUAAUGAGAACCCAAUUGGAGUUAGCUCAGAUUAGGCAGGAAAUUGACAGGAGAUUGCAAGAAAAGGACGAAGAAUUCGACAACACUAGGAAAAAUCAUUCUCGCAUGGUGGAAAGUAUGCAAGCCAGCUUGGAAGCGGAGGUCAGGGGCAAAGCCGAGGCUCUGAAGAUGAAGAAGAAACUAGAAUCCAACAUUAACGAAUUGGAGAUUGCCGUCGACCAAGCCAAUAGAGCGAACGCCGAGGCCCAAAAGAACAUUAAAAAGUAUCAAGAUCAAAUUAAACAGCUUCAAACCCAAGUGGAGGAAGAGCAGAGGUCACGAGACGAUGCCAGAGAACAGUACAACAUGUCCGAGAGGCGCUGCAAUAUACUUCAAGGUGAAAUCGAGGAGAUCCGAUCCGCCUUGGAAAAUUCUGAAAGAGUGCGAAGGAGCUUAGAAUUGGAACUCAGCGAUACCAAUGAAAGAGCUAAUGACGCCACUGCCCAAGUUACGUCCCUGAACGGUCAAAAGAGGAAAAUGGAAAGCGAAUUAGCAUCCCUUAAGACCGAUCUUGACGAGAGUAUCAACAAUCAAAAAGAUUUGGAAGAUAAAUUUAAAAAGAGCCUUAUGGAUGUGCAAAGAUUGGCUGAAGAAUUGAAGCAAGAACAAGACCAUUCAUUGCAAGUCGAAAAAAAUCGCAAACAAAUGGAAGUUCAAAUCAAGGAGAUGCAAGCGCGUUUGGAUGAAGCUGAGGGUAACGUUUUGAAAGGCGGAAAAAAAUUGAUCGUUAAAUUGGAAACUAAGAUUCGUGAAUUGACAAAUGAAGCCGAGGCAGCAAAUAGGCGAUUCGCCGAAGCCGAUAAAUCGUCCAAGGCUAAAGAGAGACGCGUCAAGGAAAUGCAAUUUGAAAUUGACGAAGCCAAAAAGAGCCAAACCCAUUUCCAGGAUUUGGUGGAUCAAAUGCAACAAAAGAUCAAGAUUUACAAGCGGCAAGUCGAAGAAGCGGAAGAAGUAGCCAGCAUGAACUUAGGCAAAUACCGCAAACUACAACACGAAUUGGAGGAAGCUGAAGAAAGAGCCGAAAGCUCUGAGCAAGCACUCACAAAAAUGAGGGCCAAGAACAGAAGUUCCCCAUCUGUAGGCCCCCCAGCACCCCGUCUACCAUCUGGAAUAGGAUCAGCUCGACCAAGUCCCAUGCCCAGGUCACCCAGAAGAGCCUUAGAAGACCUCGAAUAAAUGAUCCUUCAACACAUUUUUAAAAUUUUAUAUAUUAUAACAAAUAAUGAAUUUCAAAUGUUUUGUGACAAUAUUUAUAUAUUUUUUUUCAAAUUGAUUUUUAAUAUAACAAUAAUUAGUUUUUUUUUUAAUAAAAAACAUUUUACAGGUCUUAUACCAUAAAAUGAAGAAUAUUUAUCAUUUUUUUCAUGAAAGAGAUUGCAUUAGAAUAAUUUUGUUCCCUACUGAUUUUCUAAAUGAAAUAAUAUGUGCAUUAUAUAGUUUUACACCUCCCCUUUCUUUUUUUUUUGAUAAAUCUGCCGCCUUCGAACUUAUCUUAAUAUAUAUAUUAUUAUACUUUUUUGAUUGAAAUAUGUUAUUACCCAUCUAUCAUACUUGAAAAUAUAAUAUCAUCAAUAUUCUCCGAUAUUAUUCUGUUUUACCGAUAUACAUUGUAUUUUUUUUCUUAUCUCAUGCAUUAGCGGAUAGUUUUUAUAACAUUAGUUUACCUUUAAUUUUUGUUAAUUUUAAAAAAUCAUCAUCAUUAAUAUUUCUUUAUUUUUUAUUUUCGGUAGUUAUAAUUUAUAAUAAUAUUAUUUUAUAAUUGAUUCUUAAAUUUGGGGU